Molecule: messenger RNA, 6165 nt
Organism: Columba livia (rock pigeon)
Lineage: Eukaryota; Metazoa; Chordata; Aves; Columbiformes; Columbidae
Gene: TTLL11
Product: tubulin tyrosine ligase like 11
Exons: 9
Coding region: 592-2703 (703 amino acids)
Biological process (GO): microtubule cytoskeleton organization; protein polyglutamylation
Cellular component (GO): cilium
Molecular function (GO): tubulin binding; tubulin-glutamic acid ligase activity
Source: RefSeq, a predicted model, not a curated record
GGGGCUCAGUCGGGCGGUGCAGGGAUUGUUUAGAAUCCCGAUGGCGCUCACAGCACGGUGUUCACCUGGAGCUGCGCAGCACCGAACAGACGUGGAAACGCCUGCUCUGGGAGACGUUUCCCGCACACACCGAGGGCGGUGCACCCUGCGCCCCUCCUCAGCCACAGCGCGGGCUUUCCAGGCGGCUUUUGAUUAAAAAUAAUUUAAGAAAAUACAGAAACUGAUCAGGCCAUACACUGGGCACCCAGCAAUUUGGGCACUACAGAACAAGGGUGAGGGAACUCAAGAGCUGAGUGCCGGCCUGAGGUAGAGCCGUGGGGCUUUGUCUCAAGAGUAACAGCACCGUAGCCUCACAUUCAAAUCACCGCAAUGGAUUUAAUUUAUAAGCCACGCGGGCAGGGGUUUCGGUGGCAAAGGCGACGAGCGCCAGGCGCAGCCGCAUUCACCGACCUGAGGCCGUGACCGCGGCGGGGCGGCCGCCGCCUUCCAAGGUGAUUUCCCGCCUGGCGCCGCCCGUUUCCAAGAUGGCCGCCCGGUGCCUUUCCGAAAUGGCCUCCCCGGAAGGGGCUGGCCGCCCUGCCCGCUCCCAAAAUGGCGGAGUCAGCCACAGGACGUCAUUGUCGGCGGGGCGGAGCCAGCGGAGUCACCGCCUCACGGCGAUUGGCCCCUCGCGCGCCCCGUCCGCCGCUCCGCUCUCAUGGCAACGGGCGGAGAGUGGGGGCGGCCGGGCCGAGGCAGCGCGGCGGGGUGGAGAUGGAGCCGGCCCGGGAGGCGGAGGAGCCCCCGGGGUCCCCGGCCCUCCCCGCCGAAGAGCCGCAGGGCGGCCAGCCCGUUGGGGCGCCCCCGGGGGAAGAGGCGCUGCCCGCCGCGGCCGGCCGGGAGCGGGGCGUCCGCGGUGCCGGCCCGCAGGGCCCUGGCGGGCGGGCGGCGCGGGGCAGGGGGCGGCGAGGAGGGGGCGAGAGCGGCCGGGCCGGCCGGCGGCCGCGCGUCACGGUGGACAGCUCCAAGGCCAAGACCUCGCUGGAGGCGCUGAAGAUCAGCCUGCGGCAGCUCCGCUGGAGGGAGUUCCCGCUGGGCAGGCGCCUGCCGUGCGAUAUCUACUGGCACGGGGUGUCCUUCCGGGACAACGACAUAUUCUCAGGUCAAGUCAACAAGUUCCCAGGCAUGACAGAGAUGGUACGUAAAAUUACACUGAGCCGGGCAGUGCGAACCAUGCAAGAUCUGUUUCCUCUGGAAUACAACUUCUAUCCUCGAUCCUGGAUCCUGCCAGAAGAAUUUCCCCUCUUUGUGGAUGAGGUGCGCAUGCUGAAGGACAGCGACCCGUCCUGGAAGCCCACGUUCAUCGUCAAGCCCGACGGCGGCUGCCAGGGGGACGGGAUCUACCUGGUGAAGGACCCGAGUGACAUCCGGCUGUCGGGAAGCAUCCCCGCCCGGCCGGCCGUGGUCCAGGAGUACAUCUGCAAACCGCUGCUCGUCGACAAGCUCAAAUUUGACAUCCGGCUUUAUGUCUUACUCAAGUCUCUAGAACCCUUAGAGAUUUAUAUAGCCAAAGAUGGACUAUCUAGAUUUUGUACAGAGCCCUAUCAAGAACCCACUCUGAAAAAUUUGCACCAGGUUUUUAUGCACUUAACCAACUAUUCGCUAAAUAUCCAUAGUGGGAAUUUCAUCCAUUCUGACGAUGCAAACACUGGCAGCAAGAGGACUUUUUCAAGCAUUCUGUGCAGACUGUCUUCCAGAGGAGCUGAUGUCAAAAAGCUGUGGUCAGAUAUCAUUUCACUGGUGAUUAAAACAAUUAUUGCACUAACACCAGAACUGAAAGUUUACUAUCAGUCUGACAUACCAGCAGGAAAGCCUGGGCCAACUUGCUUCCAGAUUUUAGGGUUUGACAUUCUCCUGAUGAAAAACUUGAAGCCCAUGUUACUAGAAGUAAAUGCAAACCCCAGCAUGAGAAUAGAGCACGAGCAAGAGCUUUCUCCUGGAGUGUUUGAAAAUGUCCCAAGCGCUGUUGAUGAAGAGGUGAAAGUCGCUGUGAUCAGGGACACGCUGCGGCUAGUGGACCCUCACAAAAAAAAGAGAAGAGAUGUGCAGUGCCAGGCCCCGGAGCGGGGGCCGGAGGAGCCGCUGCCCGCCAGCCCGGCCGCUCUGCCCUCCCUGUGCCUCAAGCAGGUCUUCCCCAAGUACGCCAAGCAGUUCAGCUACCUGCGGCUGCUGGACAGGGUGGCCGCGCUCUUCAUCCGAUUUCUUGGGGUCAAAGGGACAACGAAGUUGGGGCCAACGGGUUUCCGGACGUUCAUAAGAAACUGCAAACUGAGUAACAGCAAUUUUUCAAUGGCUUCUGUUGAUAUCUUAUAUAUUGAUAUCACAAGAAGGUGGAACAGCAUGGGAAUCGACCACAAAGAAUCAGGAAUGUGUUUGCAAGCCUUUGUCGAAGCGUUCUUCUGCCUGGCUCAGAAAAAAUACAAGUCCCUCCCGCUCCACGAGCAAGUGGCAUCGCUGAUCGAUUUUUGUGAGUAUCACCUGGCUGCCCUGGACGAAAAGCGCCUGGUUUGUGGCCGCGGGGUCGUGGAGCGCCGAAGUGCAGUGGUUCCCUGUCACGCAGACGGACCUCACCUGACACCAGCCGCACAUUCACCCCUCCUGAACCGCAUGGCCACAGCUGGUAAAUUUGCAGAUGAUAGAAAUCAUCGCUAUGAACGGUGCUAAUUCACCAGGACAGAACUGAGAAUUAACCCCAAGGUACAUGCAUGUACUGCAGGAGGAGAGACAGGUUCCUGAAUUCCUUCCUCUGAUAAUGACAAUUAUUUAUUUCAGCUUUUUUAAUUUAUGCUCUUCAGAAAGUCCACUGCAAGCUCCCGUUCUCAAAUAAUGACCCUGGCAAUGACUAUUUAUUUGCUUCUCUGCUGGACCCACAGCACACCCUGCGUGACAAACCACAUUCAUCCCGAGUGGACGAAAAAGCACCUGCGAAAACAAGGACCAAAACCCAGCGGGAUGAUAACCAGCAUCGUGGGACUGGCAGCACUGAUGGAGGGGCCCACUCAUCACACUCAGAUCCAAGGAUUACUUUGCUUUGGAUGCACUGGAUGUGUCAUGGAAAGCACGUCAGGAGCUGCAGUCCCAAGUACCAGAUGUGGACUUUGCAAAACUGAACCCUGGAGUUACAUUUGCGGUCAAACUUCAGGCUUUGACCAUCUUCUUUCAGUGGCUUGGACUGUACAUGUUGGAAUCAAUACAGAUCUGGUCAUUGUCUCUGUACUUCUUUUUUAAAGGCAGUCUUAAAACACUGAAACCGUAUUUUGGAUUCUACUUCUUUGUACAUCUUUGCCAUGACAAGUACUGUUAACUUUUUAAAGAAAAAAUACUGAUGUUUAUCCUUUGCUUCCACAGAACCAAUAAGCUCACACUUAUUCACGGAAACAAAUGACUUUAUGAAGUCUAAUUUGGUGAAUCAAGUGGGGAUUUUGUGUUCAGGUACUAAGCACUGCUUCUGCAGAAAGCUUUACAGUUGAGAGGCCCGAGAGUUCAUUAAAUUCCAGGGAAACCAAUCCCGUCUCUGACUUCAGGCUAAACUAGUUGUACUCUAGGCUUGCUCAUUUUUUGCCUUUUGCAUGUUGAUUACCCUGUUUGGACCUGCAGUAACAUCUAGAGCAGAUUUUCUUUUGUCUUCGCACAUCUUCUUCAUUUUUCCCCUUGAAUUGCAGUAUAACUCUGGACAAAUUAGAUCUGUAUUAUUUAACAGUAUAUUUUGUCAAGAAUGCUGGUCUAUAUCACUGGAGCUGUACAGAGCAGCCUCAUUUUUCAAGACACGAACCACGACUUCCACAAUCACCCUCUUCUUGGCGGGCGGGCUGCGCAGCACAUGGGACUGGCUGGGAGGACGUCAAUAACUUGAAACUUCAGGGCUGUUCAGGCCAAUUAUUUUUAGUCUCAUAUUUUAUUACAAUAAUGUAUGUCUGCAUCUGAGUUUGAUUUCUCUCCUUUGUUCUAUUCUUUAAUGUUAAUGAGCCUGCUUGUGUUCUAACGCUGUUCACACUGUCGAGGAUCACAAAGCUGUGGGGUGGCAGCAUCUGGGCAUUUGAACUGGAGCAAAUUACCUGAGUUUGGUGUCAAAAUGCGGCUGGUGGAUCAGAAACAUGAGAGAAACAUGUACGUAAGAGGACAACUGUAGACUAAUGUCACUGCCCUCAGCCUUGUUUAAGUUUCAUAAAGAUUAUUGCAGUAUGAAGAUAAAAUGCCAAACUCCAAGGCCUGGCAUCUGUCAGAACAAAUGAAGCCGAAAGGGUUGUUUUAUUCGCACUUCCAUUGUAAUAUAUUUGAAGACAUUCACGAGUUGAAAAAUGGUUACUUCUCCUUUUGUGACAUCUGACAUUAGUCUUGCGAUUGGCAGUGUGUUACUGGAAAAUAGCUCACAGUUCCUCUCAUCUUGUGAUUGAUGUCCUGUAAAGACAGAGGUACAGCAGAGUAGGAUUUGAAAUGCUACAACUGCAAAUGCCUUUCCUUACAGCUUUCAGCCCAAAAUACCCAGGUUUUAGUACUGUAUAAGCCACCCUGAUACCAGUGGAAUAGAUUAACGAUUGUGUAUAUGAACACUGAAAUCUCUGUUUUGGAGAUCUUUAUAUUCUCUGGAUCCAAUACAGAUUUUUAUGGCCUGUGCACACAGAAUGAAUGCAAUAUGUCCUGUUUAUCUCUCACUGCAAAUAUGAAGGGUCCCUUGUAGAAUAGUCAAAACAUUCAAUUAUCUGCCUCUAGUAAUCCAGUAUUCAUGUAUUUAUGUAAUUGGAAAACUGAAUGCUAUGUGAUUCUCAGGGAGAGGAGGGGGAUAAAACAGGCGUGUACUUCACAGACUUUACAACAAAUUCACAUUUCUCUUCCCUCCCAUCUAAUGCAAUUUCCUCUGAAUACUAUUUAGUAUCCAAAGCAAUUUUAUGUAGCCUUUAAGUAACUUGUAACCAGAGAGACACCUUAUUCAGAACAUGAAUGUUCAUGCACUGAUAAUCUGAUAAUCUGUUAAUCCCAAGGUAGCUUUCUAGCAAAAGAAACAAUACAUGAAAGGUAGCAGGUGGUGGGUUUUUAAUAGCACUUUUCUAUGUACUCUUCUGAGACUAAUACAGUACUCGAUAUUCCAUUUUUGAGCACACACAAUAUGAACAUUGCAUACCAGUGAAGUCUUUCUCCGUACCAGAAACACUGGGUAUAAAUCAGAAUAAAACACUUCAGCAUCUAAGGAAGACUUGAGGCAAGGGAGUCCAGAAUUUCAGUGCAGAGAUUCCCCUUCCCUUGAAUCCCACUCACCCUGUGACUUCGUGUUCAGUUCCCAGUUCUUCCUCCGCAUGAGGCUGUUGUAGGCGAAGUCACCCGAAAUUUAUCUUCUGCCUAAUCAGGACUGGGCUCUUGAAACUUAAUUGCCCCCUGCCCAAAUACCCAAUAUGCCCCAUUACAGCCAUGUAUUUUGGGAACAUUUAACACGCACCAAGCAGAUUGCUUCACUUGCCGCACUCUUCUAGCUGCUUCCUUUCACAACACAGCUGGAAAGGGAGGUACUCAGCUAAUUACACAAAUAAUGCUCAGCUGAGAGGCCCGAGUCCACCUGCCUCAGCCUUUGUCUCUCCAGCUCACAUGCUGGUGCUGUGCAGGUCACUCUGUACCAGCUUUUCCCCGCGCUGCAUCGUGUCCUGCCCGGCCCCGAGCUCCAGGCGCCUUCCCAGUGAUGGGGUGGCAGUUUGGGAGCCCUGCUGGGGAGGGGGGAUCCGCUUCAGCUGAGCCCUCUGCAGUUCAUCGGACAGGGUAGGUGCAUGACCUGGGGUGUGCGAGUCAGGGGAGGCUGGAGCCUCUGUGGUGAUUUUGGGGGGUGACAAGGACGUUGCUGGAUGUGGGAACCCUCGAGGGUGCCCCAGGAGGAGCAGCUGGGCCUGCCUGGCUGCUGCUCAGCUCUGCUCUUGUACGGCCUGCGCUGUGAGCGGCUCCGUCACCGCCACAGCUCCUUGUUCGGAGCCAGAACCGCGUCUGACCUUGUUCUGAUCUCUGUCUGAUGUAUGGUGACAAUUUGCUUCUAAUUACUCUGUUCCCUCUGAUUUGUUUUCCAUCACACUUUGCUGCGUUUCUUCCUAAUUCCACAGUUUUGCUUCUCAGCUUACCUAAUAAACCGAUGUGGUCAAACUGGCCAAA